AACAUAUUAUCAAGGAAAUUACGAAUGUGGGCCCUAUCUCAUCGAAUAACCCACACAGCUAUAAAUGAUUUGCUUGGGAUCAUACGCGAGACAACGGAAUAUUACGUUCCAAUGGAUGCAAGGACGUUUCUGAAAACUCCCGUGAACGUCAGACAAAAUAUUACCACAGUGGCAGGAGGACAGCUAUGGUACCAAGGGAUCGAAAAGACGCUUCAGUGCCAUUUUAAAAACACGACGCCUACUGUGGACAAAUUUGCUUUAAAUCUCUUCGUAGAUGGGCUUCCGUUACAUAACAGUGGCCCUACGCAAUUAUGGCCAAUAAUGGCGCAGAUUCACGAGCUUCCGGAGGUGCCUGUCUUGGUGCUAGGCAUUUUCUGUGGUUCGUCGAAACCUGACAACGUGGAGGAUUAUCUUCGUCAAUUGGUAGACGACCUUAAUCGUGUUAUGGACCAAGGAGUCACAAUCAACAAAACAAAAAUUGGAAUUGAUCUUCGUGUUAUCAUCGCCGAUUCUCCCGCCCGAGCGUUCAUAAAAGGUGUGGCGAAUUUCAAUGCAGCGAACGGGUGUAUAAAGUGUAAAAUUGUGGGAAAAAAGGACAAAAAAAAACCCACAGAAUGGUAUUUGAAGGAACAGCUGAACCGAGGACAAACAAGGAAUUUAGGCAAGGAGAUUAUGAAAUAA
Messenger RNA from Anopheles gambiae (African malaria mosquito), 681 nucleotides. RefSeq lists its product as uncharacterized. The record is from RefSeq and is a predicted model, not a curated record. NCBI's taxonomy places the organism in Eukaryota, Metazoa, Arthropoda, Insecta, Diptera, Culicidae. The annotation marks the transcript as partial. The transcript has 3 exons.